AUGGAUCUCCUGAUCAGUGCGGCGCCCACGGCUGUCGAGCUGUUCGCCGUCGACAGACUUUGGCCCGAAGGAUUGAGACAGCACUCGCUCCCUGUCUUGCAUACCGCUCUUAUCACGUUCUUGGCACAGUACUUGACGUUAAAGUUCUAUCGUAUUUUCUUGUAUCAUAGAUACUUCUCCCCCCUGCGUCAUGUACCCGGCCCUACGAACAACAAUCCCAUCUUCGGUCAGGGUCAUAAUCUCAUCCGAGCUGAGACCCCUACCGCGCUGUACGUCGAGUGGAUGAAGGAGCACCCUGACGCUCCAUUCAUCCGCUAUCUCGGCUUUCUGAACACAGAGGUCCUGGUGCCGAACAGCCUCGCGGUGCACGAGAAUGUCCUGUACGACAACUGCUACACGUUCGUCAAGCCACAGUGGUUUCUUCGAAUAGUGAAGGAGGUUGCAGGCCAUGGGCUCAUCCUCAUGGAGGGGGCGGAACACCGCGCUCAUCGGAAAAUGCUCACGAACUCUUUCUCGCUCAAGAGCAUUCGCAAGCUCGAGCCGGUUUUCAAGGAGAAAGCCCAGGAUAUCUGCCGCUUCUUUGACCAAAGCAUAGCGAACCAUGACGGCAAGACCGGGACGUUCGACUGCAUAGACACCUUCAUGAGAGCCAUCCUGGACAUCAUGGGGACCGUCAUCCUGGGAGUCGAUCUCGACUACGUCAAGCCCGGGACUGAGGGCGAAACCAGCCAAAGCCUCGACACAGGGAAAUCCGGCAAGGCGAAACAAGAAUGCAGCUUCCACGAGGCCUACGACGUCUUCUUCGCCCCCGACACCAUGGGGAAGCUACUCCUCUUCGCAAACGCCCACGUGCCCCUGCGCUGGCUGCCCCUCGAAGCCAACCGCGAGUUCCUGUUUGCUAUGACCUGGCUGAACGACGUCCUCCGGACUAUCAUCCGCACCAGGCACCGCGAGGUCGCCGCCGCCAAGGCCGCGGGGACCCACGAGAUGAGCAGCUCGCGCGACCUGGUCACCUUCAUCGUCGAGGAGGGCGGGCCCGGCGGCGCGACCAAGGGCAUGGGCGAGGACGAGUUCCUGGGCCACCUGUUGGAGAUCAUGGCGGCUGGCCACGACACGUUCGCGAACAUGCUUUCCUGGAGCUGUUAUAUCCUGGCGACGAGGCAGGAUAUCCAGGACCGGCUCCGCGCGGAGCUAGACACUGUUUCACCCGACGCCUCGUUCGCGGAGCUGGAUAAGCUACCCUACCUCGAGUGCUUCGCCAAGGAGAGCAUGAGAGUUUACUCCCCAUCAACCACCUACCACCGCGCAGCAGGCGAGGAUGUCGUCGUCGAGGGGGUAGCCAUCCCAAAGGGCACCCUUGUCGACAUCUGCCCAUCCGUGACCCUGUUCAACCCUCAGAUCUGGGGGGACGAUGUCGAUGAGAUCGACCCGACACGCUGGGAGCGUCUGAAGGGCGACCAGCAGAAUCCCUAUGCCUUCUCGGUAUUUUCAAACGGUCCUCGGAUCUGCAUAGGUCGCCUGUUCGCCAUGUUCGAGAUCAAGAUCAUACUGGCUGCGAUGGUGCGACGUUACCGCUUCCUGAGCGUUGAAAAGCCGUUCAAGGUCGAGAACCCCAGCUUCACUUUGCGGCCGGCGGGUAUGGAGGUGCGGAUGGAGAAGGUUUGA
Molecule: messenger RNA, 1665 nt
Organism: Diaporthe citri
Lineage: Eukaryota; Fungi; Ascomycota; Sordariomycetes; Diaporthales; Diaporthaceae
Exons: 3
Coding region: 1-1665 (554 amino acids)
Molecular function (GO): heme binding; iron ion binding; monooxygenase activity
Source: RefSeq, a predicted model, not a curated record